Messenger RNA from Striga asiatica, 330 nucleotides. The record is from the annotation of a GenBank genome assembly. NCBI's taxonomy places the organism in Eukaryota, Viridiplantae, Streptophyta, Magnoliopsida, Lamiales, Orobanchaceae.
AUGUAUCUAGAAAAGAGAACUAAUAACCUGUCUGAUCCCAUGCCAAUGAAUGACAACCCCUUCGGUCUUGGUCGAAAUCCCGUUGGUGAGAUUAACUCGAACGGUUUCUCCAGCCCGAACGCGUAUUUCUGGGCCAGGAAACUGGCCAUUGAUGGCCAUGACAACACCUUCCACUCCGUCUGGAUUGCCUUUAAUAUAAUCCACGGUCCCGUCACUUCUCCAGUCAUUGUUAAGAGUGGUGCCAACUAUAUAUCUCUGUCCAAUUUAAAGGCAACAGUCAACCAUGGCUCUUCAAGUGCUGGAAGAGUGAGUUGGAUGUUUAGUGGUUAG